AUGACGGGUAGCCCAACACAGUCUCUGCGUGAGCUACACCGUCAAAUGACGUGCACGGCCAAAGAACACCCAACCAGUCAGUCCGCGCUUCCUCUUCUGCUCGGCCAUGGCAGCAAAAGUACGAACAAAUUAUUCUUCCUAGGAAAGUAUGCAGCGGAAUUGUCAUUUUUUACAAGAAACGAAGAUUUUGAUCAGCAUUUCAAGAACCUCAUGGAUGGUAAAGAUGGCAAUGUUUUAGAACCUGAUGUAGAUCAGGAAGCCAUAUAUGAUGAGCUUGAUGCAGUAACUAGCAGAGAUGAAAUUUGGAAAGUCAUUAGCAAAUUGAAGCCAAAUAUGAUCUGUAGCGAAGAUUUCAUUUUAAAUGAAGUUUUUAUCAAGUUGCGAAUCGUUAACGGUACGAGCCAAUCUCAGGGUAGACUGGAGGUAUACCGGGGCGGUGAGUGGGGGACAAUUUGUAAUGACGACUGGAAUGACACUGGUGCUUCUGUAGUCUGCAGAUCGCUUGGUUACGGUAAUAAUCCUAAUAGUAACAAUCCUAAAAGUAACAAUCUUAACAGUUACAAUCCUAACAGUAACAAUCCUAAUAUUUACCAUCCUAAUAGUAACAAUCCUAACAGUAACAAUCCUAACAGUUACAAUCCUAAUGGUAACAAUCCUAAAGGAAACAAUCCUAAAAGUAACAAUCCUAACAGUAACAAUCCGAACAGUUAUAAUCCUAACAGUUACAAUCCUUGUAAUCCCAACAGUAACAAUCCUAACAGUUACAAUCCUAACGAAAACAAUCCUAACAGUAACAAUCCUAAAAGUAACAAUCCGAACGGUUACAAACCUAACAGUUAUAAUCCUAACAGUUACAAUCUUAACAGUAGCAAUCCUAACUGUUACAAUCCUAACAAUAACAAUCCUAACGAAAACAAUUCUAACGGUAACAAUCCUAACAGUUACAAUUCUAACAAUCCUAACAGUAACAAUCCUAAAAGUAACAAUCCUAACGGUAACAAUCCUAACAGUUUCGUAACAAUCCUAACAGUAACAAUCCUAAGUAACAAUCCUAACAGUAACAAUCCUAACAGUUACAAUCCUAAGUAUCCUAACGGUAACAAUCCUAACAGUUGCAAUCCUAACAGUUACAAUCCUAACAGUUACAAUCCUAAAAGUAACAAUCCUAACAGCAACAAUCCUAACAGUUACAAUCCUAAGUAUCCUAACGGUAACAAUCCUAACAGUAACAAUCCUAACAAUCCUAACAGUUACAAUCCUAAGUAUCCUAACGGUAACAAUCCUAACACUUAUAAUCCUAACAGUUACAGUCCUUAUGAUCCUAAAAGUUACAACCCUAACAGUUACAAUCCUAAAAGUAACAAUCCUAACAGCAACAAUCUUAACAGUUAUAAUCCUAAAAGUAACAAUCCUAACAGCAGCAAUCUUAACAGUUAUAAUCCUAAAAGUAACAAUCCUAACAGUAACAAUCCUAACAGCAACAAUCCUAAGUAUCCUAACGGUAACAAUCCUAACAGUUAUAAUAAUAACAGUUACAGUCCUUAUGAUCCUAACAGUAACAAUCCUAAAAGUUACAACCCUAACAGUUACAAUCCUAAAAGUAACAAUCCUAACAGCAACAAUCUUAACAGUUAUAAUCCUAAAAGUUACAAUCCUAACAGUUACAAUCCUAAAAGUAACAAUCCUAAAAGUAACAAUCCUAACAGUUAUAAUCCUAACAGUUAUAAUCCUAACAGUUACAGUCCUUAUAAUCCUAACAGUAACAAUCAUAACAAUUCUAACAGUAACAAUCCUAACAGUUAUAAUCCUAACAGUUACAAUCCUAAAAGUAACAAUCCUAAAAGUAACAAUCCUAACAGUAACAAUCCUAACAGUUAUAAUCCUAACAGUUACAUUCCUUAUAAUCCUAACAGUAACAAUCAUAACAAUUCUAACAGUAACAAUCCUAACGGAAACAAUCCUAACAGUUACGAAGUGGAACAGCACUUAUUGCCCCGGGGCAAUAUUACAGCAAAGGUGAUCUUGAAAUAG
This is a messenger RNA of Ylistrum balloti, 2031 nucleotides long. Its product is annotated as GATA zinc finger domain-containing protein 14-like. Gene Ontology annotation, cellular component: membrane. Bases 1 to 2031 code for a protein of 676 amino acids. The record is from RefSeq and is a predicted model, not a curated record. The transcript has 7 exons. Lineage: Eukaryota; Metazoa; Mollusca; Bivalvia; Pectinida; Pectinidae.